Messenger RNA from Rattus norvegicus (Norway rat), 1932 nucleotides. It is a transcript of the gene Slc25a36l1, whose product is annotated as solute carrier family 25 (pyrimidine nucleotide carrier), member 36-like 1. Gene Ontology annotation, biological process: nucleotide transport; transmembrane transport. The record is from RefSeq and is a predicted model, not a curated record. Gene Ontology annotation, molecular function: pyrimidine nucleotide transmembrane transporter activity. Lineage: Eukaryota; Metazoa; Chordata; Mammalia; Rodentia; Muridae. Gene Ontology annotation, cellular component: mitochondrial inner membrane; membrane.
GCGGGGUGGGUUUGCGGGUGGCCAUCCGCCGCGGCGGCUCCGCUCACUCCCCGACGUCCCUCUUCUUGGCCCUCGCCGCUGGCCGUGGAGGCCUGCUGGGUCCGCGUCCCGCCUCUGCUCCCUGAGGACAUGCAGAAGAGAGAAAUGAGCCAGAGGGACACGCUGGUGCAUCUGUUUGCCGGGGGAUGUGGUGGUACAGUGGGAGCUAUUCUGACAUGUCCACUGGAAGUUGUCAAAACACGACUGCAGUCAUCUUCUGUGACACUAUAUAUUUCUGAAGUUCAGCUGAACACCAUGGCUGAAGCCAGUGUCAACCGAGUAGUGUCCCCUGGACCUCUUCAUUGUCUAAAGGUUAUCCUGGAAAAAGAGGGCCCUCGCUCAUUAUUUAGAGGAUUAGGCCCCAAUUUGGUGGGAGUGGCUCCCUCCAGAGCAAUAUACUUUGCUGCCUAUUCAAACUGCAAGGAAAAGUUGAACGGUGUUUUUGAUCCUGACUCUACCCAAGUACACAUGAUUUCAGCUGCAAUGGCAGGUUUUACUGCGAUCACUGCAACAAACCCCAUUUGGCUUAUAAAGACUCGGCUGCAGCUUGAUGCAAGGAAUCGUGGGGAGAAACGAAUGGGUGCUUUUGAAUGUGUUCGUAAAGUAUAUCAGACAGAUGGACUGAGAGGAUUUUAUAGGGGCAUGUCUGCCUCAUAUGCUGGCAUAUCAGAGACAGUUAUCCAUUUUGUUAUUUAUGAAAGUAUAAAGCAAAAGCUACUGGAGUGUAAGACUGCUUCUAUGAUGGAGACUGAUGAGGAGUCUGUGAAGGAAGCAUCGGAUUUUGUGAGAAUGAUGCUAGCUGCUGCCACAUCAAAAACCUGUGCCACAACCAUCGCAUAUCCACACGAAGUUGUAAGAACAAGACUACGUGAAGAAGGGACAAAAUACAGAUCUUUUUUUCAGACACUGUCUUUGAUUGUUCAAGAAGAAGGCUAUGGGUCUCUUUACCGUGGCCUAACAACUCAUCUGGUGAGACAGAUUCCAAACACAGCCAUUAUGAUGGCCACCUACGAACUGGUGGUCUACCUACUCAAUGGAUAGCAGCAGGGGCUGCCGUGCUGCAGAGCAGGAAAACCAAACGAUCACAGUGGACCAUGGAAUAUUGAAGCCAGCAUGGUGGUCAGAAGACAGUAGUGGGGAAACAUGUAACUACUGUGGCUGAGUGGAAGUUUGGUUUUAGGAAGUAAGGUACUACCACACCACAUUGAUCUUUCAGUGAGGACACCCUGGGCUGCCUCUUAGAGAAUGCUUUGAAAAGCAUUCCUAUCUCAAAAUUGCCAUUUUCUCUACUAUUCACCAGCUCCAGAUUUGUUUUACUGGUUUAUGACAGUCAGAAUAUAGUGUUAAUUCCAUGAGCAUUUUUGGUUGUUUAGACAAAAUCAUUCCUCAGUAUAUACUGUACUGUAAUUUUCCAAAAAUGACAGUGACAAUUACAGAUGACUAACCGGACUUCUCCUGCAGUACUGUAAAAGAACAAGUAGAUCUCGAUAUCCCAGUUCCCUAGAAGGGCCUGCCUGUUACAGUGUUUUAAGUUAUUUGACACCAGUAAUCACUGUGUUUUGACAACCAGUGAAAUAGUGUCUAAAUACUUCACAUUUUCAACAUUAAAAUGUUUUGGUCACAGAUAAAAGGUAUUCAUCAUAAUGUGGACUUUAACACAUCAGAUACACGGAGUUAAUGGUUUUGGACUGUAAAAUAAGCUAUUGGAUACUGACUGACUCAGUGACGUAGAGCACAUCCUCAUACCUUCUCCAAUUAUGUGAUGCAGGAAUGGGUGCAAUUUUGAUUCAUAAUGUGAUUAUCACAGUCUCAUACCUACAUACUAUUUACUCUAAAUAUAGAAAACUAAUGACUUGAAUUUUUUCUGCUUACUUUCACAUUAAGAAUUUCGUC